Messenger RNA from Artibeus jamaicensis (Jamaican fruit-eating bat), 5492 nucleotides. RefSeq names its product collagen type XVII alpha 1 chain (gene COL17A1). The coding region runs from base 218 to 4576 and encodes 1452 amino acids. The record is from RefSeq and is a predicted model, not a curated record. The transcript is spliced from 53 exons. NCBI's taxonomy places the organism in Eukaryota, Metazoa, Chordata, Mammalia, Chiroptera, Phyllostomidae.
AGGACUUGUCUGGAAGCAAAGAACUGGAAGAAACAAGGGGGAGAGAAGAAGAGAACAUUUUUGAAAGAUCACUCAGCUUUCACACAUCUUGGCUGGGGCUGGAUAAAAAAAGUGGGAACUGCAAACCUCUAGAAGGAAACAUCAGAGAAAGAGAGAGGGGAGAUUUAUUCCAAGUUAUUUCCUGCUCCUUCAAAAUCUCUAACAAGGUGGCUAUGGUAUGGACGUGACCAAGAAAAACAAGCGAGAAGGCACUGAAGUCACCGAAAGAAUUGUCACCGAAACAGUAACUACAAGACUUACAUCCUUACCGCCAAAAGGGGGGACCAGCAAUGGCUAUGCUAAAACAGGCUCUCUCAGUGGAGGGAGCAGCAGGCUGGAGAAGCAGAGCCUGACCCAUGGCAGUAGCGGCUACUUGAACUCCACUGGAAGCACCCGGGGCAAUACCACCACCUCCAGUUACAGGAGGGCUCAUUCCCCUGCCUCCACCCUACCCAACUCACCAGGCUCAACCUUCGAAAGGAAAACUCGCAUCACCCGCCAUGGAACAUAUGAAGGGAGCUCCAGUGGCAACUCUUCUCCAGAGUAUCCUCGGAAGGAAUUAGCAUCUUCUUCAACCAGAGGACGAAGCCAAACACGAGAGAGUGAAAUCCGAGUGCGACUGCAGAGUGCGUCCCCAUCAACCCGAUGGACAGAACUGGAUGAAGUUAAACGUUUGCUCAAGGGGAGCCGAUCGGCAAGUGUGAGCCCCACCCGGAAUGCCUCCAGCACACUCCCCAUCCCUAAGAAAGGCACCGUGGAGACCAAAACCGUGACAGCGAGCUCCCAUUCAGUGUCUGGCACCUACGACACAGCCAUCCUGGAUGCCAACCUCCCCUCCCACAUGUGGUCCUCCACCUUACCGGCGGGGUCCUCCAUGGGGACCUAUCACAACAACAUGGCAGCCCACAGCUCGUCCCUCCUCAACACCAACGCCUAUUCCACAGGGUCAGUAUUCGGAGUUCCCAACAACAUGGCGUCCUGCUCCCCGACUCUGCACCCUGGAAUCAGCACUGGCUCAGUGUUUGGCAUGCAGAACAAUCUGGCCCCCAGCUCUGCCACCCUGUCCCAUGGCGCGGCUACCACCUCCGCAGCGUAUGGUAUGAAGAAAAACAUCCCCCAGGGCCCUGCCACGGUGAGCACUGGUGUGUCCACCUCUGCCGCCUGUACCACAAGUGUCCAGAAUGAUGACCUUUUGCACAAGGACUGUAAAUUCCUGAUCCUCGAGAAAGAAAACGUGCCUGCCAAGAAGGAGGUGGAGCUGCUGAUCAUGAACAAGGACAGUGGAAAGGUCUUCACUGCCUCCCCUGCCAGCAUCGCUGCAACUUCCUUUUCAGAGGACACCCUGAAAAAGGAAAAGCAAGCUGCCUACACCGUUGACACCAACCUGAUCUCAGAAACUAAUGGAGACUUGAAGACGGUGUCCACCAAGGGCAAGACGGCCUCUGCAGAAAUGUAUGGCUACGACCGACAGAACGGUGUCAGUGGCGCUAAAGGUGGCGGCGGCAGAGGAGGUGUGGGCGGAGGUGUUGGCGGAGGUCCGUUGGCGGCGGCACCAGCCUGGUGCCCCUGCGGCUCCUGCUGCAGCUGGUGGAAGUGGCUGCUGGGCCUGCUGCUCACCUGGCUGCUGCUCCUGGGGCUGCUCUUCGGCCUCAUUGCUCUGGGGGAGGAGGUGAGGAAGCUGAAAGCUCGCGUGGAAGAGCUGGAGCGAAUGCGAAGCAGAAUGCAGCUGUAUGAGAAGAUGGAGAGGGGGAACACAGGCGAGCUGCAGGGGGAGGCGCCCAGCACAGGCACAGGCGUGGGCACGUCUGGCCUGAACGGCUACGGUCAGGAGGAGCUGUGGCAUUUCAUGAGGAAAAGGCUGAUGAUGGAACAGGAAAACGGCAACCUCCUAGGAAGCCCUGGCCCUAAAGGUGACAUGGGAAGUCAAGGCCCUAAAGGAGAUCGAGGGCUCCCUGGGACCCCAGGUAUCCCUGGGCUCUUGGGACACCAAGGUCCAGAAGGACCAAAGGGACAAAAAGGCAGCAUGGGAGAGCCUGGCUUGGAGGGACCUGUGGGCCAGAGAGGGCGCGAAGGCCCCAUGGGACCUCGUGGUGAACCAGGGCCACCUGGGUUUGGAGAGAAAGGGGAAAGAGGGCUUGCUGGUGAGGUGGGCGUUCCAGGCCCACCGGGUGUCCCAGGUUUUGUGGGUCCCAAAGGUGCCAGUGGUUCUCCUGGCCCACAGGGCCCACCAGGCCCUGUAGGUCUCCAAGGGCUCCGAGGUGAAGCAGGGAGCCCCGGGGUCAAAGGUGACAGAGGACCUAUGGGACCACCAGGGCCCAAAGGUGACCAGGGUGAGAAAGGACCCCGAGGCCUCACAGGUGAACCGGGCUUGAAAGGUCUGCCUGGUGCUAUGGGCGAGCCUGGAGCUAAAGGAGCAAUGGGACCGGCGGGCCCUGAUGGACACCAAGGCCCAAGAGGUGAACAAGGCCUCACAGGGAUGCCCGGAACCCGAGGCCCCCCAGGACCUUCGGGAGACCCAGGAAAGCCAGGCCUCACAGGACCCCCAGGACCUCCAGGACUUCCUGGAACUCCCGGCCAACCAGGGACUAAAGGUGAACCAGGAGCUGCAGGCAAGAUCAUCAGUGCAGAGGGGUCAUCGACUCUCACUGUCCCAGGUCCUCCAGGACCUCCUGGACCCAUGGGACCCCCAGGACCUCCAGGUAUCCCAGGCCCUAUUGGCCCAGCUGGUCUUCCAGGACAGCAAGGCCCACGAGGGGAGCGAGGACUCGCUGGGGAAUCGUUCGUCAGCAGCACCUCCAUCUCCGAGGUCCUCUCUGCUCAGGGUGUUGAUUUACGAGGUCCUCCAGGCCCACCUGGACCACCUGGGCCACCAGGGAAAGGCUUGCCAGGUCCACCAGGCCCACCAGGAUCUCUCCUGGCCAACUCAGAGAACUUCUUCUCCGGCCCUCCAGGCCCACCUGGUCCCCGAGGCCCUAAAGGUGACAGAGGUGAUCCCGGAUUCCCUGGCACUGCUGGUGGUCCCUCUCAAGGGGGAUCAUCAUCCAGCACCAUGUUCAUGCCGGGCCUGCCAGGCCCACCGGGGCCCCCUGGGCCUCCGGGCUCCAUCAGCAGCUCGGGCCUGGAGAUUCAGCAGUACAUCUCUGAGUACAUGCAGAGCGACAAUGUUAGGUCUUAUCUCUCUGGAGUUCAGGGUCCCCCAGGCCCUCCUGGGCCUCCCGGGCCUGUCACCACCAUCGGGGGUGAGACUUUCAACUACGCAGAGCUGGCAAGCCUCGUCGUGAGCUACCUACAGACUUCAGGGCACAGCAUCAGCUCGUCCGUCACUUCCGAAAACAUCUUGGCUGUGCUACAGCGUGAUGACAUGCGUCAGUAUCUACGUCAGUACCUCGUGGGACCCCCGGGGCCCCCAGGGCCACCAGGGCCACCAGGAGCCGGUGGAGAUUGGUCCCUCCAGUCUUUGGACUACACAGAGCUGAGCAAUCGCAUCCUCAGCUACAUGUCGAGUUCUGGAAUCAGCAUUGGUCUUCCUGGCCCCCCGGGCCCCCCCGGCUUGCCAGGAACAUCCUAUGAGGACCUCCUCUCCUUGCUCCAAGGAUCUGAAUUCAGAGGCAUCGUUGGGCCCCCAGGCCCCCCUGGGCCACCAGGGGUCCCAGGCAAUGCGUGGUCCAGCAUCAGCAUGGAGGAUCUCUCUUCUUACUUGCAUACUGCUGGCUUGUCCUCCAUCCCAGGCCCCCCAGGUCCUCCGGGCCCCCCAGGCCCUCGAGGGCCUCAGGGUGUCUCAGGAGCACUGGCAGCCCACGCGGCUGAGAACACCGACAGCUUCCGGAGUGAACUGAUCAGCUACCUGACGAGUCCUGAUGUGCGCAGCUUCAUCGUGGGCCCCCCAGGCCCUCCUGGGCCCCAGGGACCGCCUGGAGACAGCCGCCUGGGGUCCGCGGAUGGCUCCUACAGCCGGAGCAGCAGCUCUUCCCAGAGCUCGUCGGUCAGCCGGGACACGUCCUACAGCUCUUCCAUGGGCGUAGGGGGGUCCAGCGGCGGCUCCCUGGGUGAAGGGGGAGGCUUUGGUGCAGACCUUCGCCUGGGCCAAGGCUACGGGACAGCAGGAGGUGGCAUGUAUGGUGGUGACGGACUGUUCGGGAAUGGCCUUGCUGGAGGUCUGGAUUACAACGAGCUGGCUGUCCGGGUGUCCGAGAGCUUGCAACGUCAGGGCCUGCUGCAGGGCAUGGCCUACACCGUCCAGGGCCCACCGGGCCACCCUGGGCCUCAGGGGCCCCCCGGCAUCAGCAAGGUCUUCUCUGCCUACAGCAACGUGACUGAGGACCUCAUGGACUUCUUCCGAACUUAUGGAGCCAUUCCAGGACCCCCUGGGCAGAAGGGAGACAUGGGCUUUCCAGGACUCAAAGGUCAGAGGGGCCCCGCUGGGCCACCUGGCCAGCCUGGGCCACCCGGCCCUCGAGGGCACAAGGGAGAAAAAGGAGACAAAGGUGACCAAGUCUACGUCGGGCGGAGAAAGAGAAGCAUCGCCACCAGGCCAUGAGCCGCCCUUGGCGGACCAGCCCUGAGACCAGUUCUUCCCAUGGCUUAUGGUGCUCUUCGGUCACAACCUCUCUGAAGGGUGAAAGCUGGAGUCCCAAUAUCCUCCUGACAACAGCAUAGCUGAAUAAUCAACUAGAACACUUCCUGUAGUCUGAAACAAUAUAUGCACACAUAAAUAAUCCAAAGACACACGAUCGAGCAGCGUCUCAGGGCAGCCCUGAGCAGCUGCAGCACUGUGGCGUGAGACCGACUCCUCUGCUUUCUAGCCCAGAGCCCUGGGCUGCUUCAGCACUUAGUUCAAGCCUUAACCUAGUGAAGCCAGGUACAUAGAAGUUGGCUCGGGAGUCCACGAGCUUUGCCUAAAAAUGAGCUCAGAAAAAUGGCACAUGGGGUGGGAGAUGGGGGGGGGGGCACCUGCCUGGGGUUAACACUUGGUGGGGUAUGUGCCAGCUAAUGCUUUAAAGCUGUGCUAUAGGCUCCUUCCUCCCCUGUUCACUCCGCAUUCUCUAGGCACAGAAGAGUUGGCUAACAAGCAACUCUUGCAACGGAAAAGUUAGGAAAUUCACUUCCUCUGAAGGUGGCAACAGGGUUUCUUUCUAAUAGUUAUUUCUCUCUACAUAUCAUAGUCCCACUUGCUUAGAAAGUCUGUUUGACUGUCGCUAUGACCUGUAUCCACUGGACGGCAGCAAAUAGAAAAAAGGAGGGCAAGGGGCAUGGGAGAGGGGGACAGGGAAAUAGCAAUCCUGCUGCGGGGACAGAUGUCACCUCUGUUCUGCACUUAGGAAACGGCACCGGGUACUGGGCGCAGUUGGUUUUUAAAGCACUUUUCAAUGUCUAAAAACAUUAAUGUGGUCUAUUUGAUGGAAAGUCAUUUCAAAUGUAAAAUUUCCAAUUAAAGGAUUUUUUCCCUUUUUUAA